CAUGUCUACAUAAAGAACGUUCACAUAUCUUUUGUUUACACACAAACUUAAUUGCUUUCUAUUGUUAUCAUCGUGCGAGAGUCAUAACAAUAAGAUUUGAUGAAUCCUUUUGUUGUCACAUGUAACAUGCAUGUUAUUGUUUAAAAGUGUUAAAGAUCACGAAGGCUAUUGAAAUAUAUUAUUUUAGAAAAAAGAACGAACAUAACACUUAAUAUUUAAAAAAAACUAAUGUUGCUACUUUUUAAAACUUUUAGUAAUUCUUUAUCAUCGAAGCAUAUUUUUUAACAUGCUAAACUUUUAAAAGUUCUUCUUAUAAAAAGCAACGUUUAACAGCGCAAACGGAAAAAACCUACAAUUAUGCUGAAUUAAAAUCAAUGUCACUUUCAUUAUGUUUUUUUCUGUUUAAAUAUUCAUUCAUGCUAUUUUUAGCUUCACACCAAACAGCUUUCUUCCGAUCCUCACUAACAGAAUAAAUGUUAAAUAGAAUAUUUUUAAUAUAUUCCACUUUAGCCACAUUUAAAGGUUCUUUCGUUAUCACUUGUCCGUUUUUAACAAUACUUGUUCCAUACAUGCUGCGUCCCUGCCUUUCUGAAAACGGGAAAAUCCGUCGCAUCAAUCUUUGCGCAAAAUUUUUUUUGGAAUGUGAACGGUUUUUGAUGUUGACAAUUUCCAUGUUGUUCAACAUCCAAAUCGCGGUUAGCCUACUGUAAGAAGUGGUUAGCUGAAGAAAAUAGCUUCAAUGAUGUGAUGUUUACCGACGAGUCCUCCAUUGAAAUCAAUAGACACGCUGUUCGAUGCUUCCGAAAAAAAACUGAAAUGCCAAAACUAAAGCUAAAAGUUAAGCAUCCGUAUAAAGUUCACGUUUGGGGAGGAAUUUCGCGACGAGGCAGGAGUACACUUCUCAUAUUUAUAGGGAUAAUGCGUAAGGUAAGGCGUUAAGAACAUUCAACUGCGAAAAAUUUGAACGCCAAAAUAAUUUUUUUUGCAAAGUUCAAUGUUCUUAAGGUGAGGUAACGUCUAUCUGUUUCUUUAGGAAUUUUUCGUGGAGGAGAUCCUUCAAAAUACAUUAAAACCGUCGCUGGACAAGUUAUACCCUGACGGGCAUCGAUUUUAACAAGAUAAUGACCCGAAGCACACAUCCAUUCUUGCAAGAGAAUUUAUGCAAAACAACAACAUAAAUCACUGGCCAACACCCGCUGAAAGUCCAGACCUUAACCCAAUAGAGAUGCUGUGGUCUGAAUUAAAACAGUAUCUACGUCGGCGUGUCAAACCGUCGACAAAAGAAGAAUUGGUCAAUGGCAUUAAAUUUUUUUGGAGAAAUGUUACUGUAGCAAAAUGUAAUAAAUACAUUGAUCAUUUAUAUAAGGUUAUUCCAAUAGUUAUUGAAAGAGAAGGUCGAGCAUCUGGACAUUAAAACAAUGUUUUUAUUUCGUUUCUUCCCAUUUUCCGGAGGCCCAUUUUUAAAUUUUUUAAAAUGCGAUCUAAAAAAGCUUUUAUAUCGGCGUUUUUCGUUUUUAAACUUUUAAAAUGCGAUCUAAAAAAGCUUUUCUAUCGCCAUUUUUUCGUUUUUAAACUUUUAAAAUGCGAUCUAAAAAAGCUUUUCUAUCGCCAUUUUUCGUUUUUAAACUUUUAAAAUGCGAUCUAAAAAAGCUUUUCUAUCGCCGUUUUUCAAUCUUAAACUUUUAAAAUGUGUUCUAAAAAUCUUUUCUAUCGCCGUUUUUCAUUUUUAAAUUUUUAAAACGCGAUCUAAAAAAGCUUUUAUUUUUAAAGUUUUAAGUAAAGUGAGUAAAAACAAUAAACCUUUGUUAAAUUUUAUUUUCGUUCGUGGAUCUCUUGACGACUGUAGCAAUUAAAUACAACAAUGGGACACACACAGUUCACAUGAGCUAAUUAAAUUUCGCGAACAAGACAUGAACUCUAUUGUUUUCAACAUGCAAAAAUAGCUCAUGUAUUUAACAAUAGGUUAACAAUAACAACGAAAGUUCUAAGGCUACCGAAAGCUCAAGCGAAGGUGAUAACUAUCGCGUACAUGUAAAGUUACACGCAGGCGGUACUGUAGGUUGGUCAUUAUUCUUAUAUCGAUGUUGUUUUAAACAAUAAACCUAUUAUUAUUUGAAAACACAUAAAAGAAACUUAUACAAAGCUUUUCAUAAAUUACAUCCUCAAGUAAGUACAAUUCUGUAUAAUUCACCCAAUUUAAAGCGUAGCUACGGUUUCAAACUCAUUUUAAUAAGUUCUCUAAGGGUGAGCAUUUGCUUUAAAAUUUUUUUUUGCAAUUUGGUGUGCAAAGAUUUUGCCUGGAAUCCUAAAUUCAGCACUGAACUAUUUGAAAAUCAGCAAAUAUUUCUAAAUCUUAUGGGUUCCUGUUAUGCUUUGGUUUAUAUUUUUCCAUGUCUUUAUUAUAGAAGCAUUGUGUCUGCUGAUCAUCAUUCUUUUUUCAGCAUAUGCAGGGAAUUCCAUAAAGAAAACAACAAACUUGCUGCAAACCGCACGCAUGAAUCUAUAUUAGAGAAUUUGAGCAUGUCAUUUUUUUGAUUUUUUAAUUCACUUUAUAGAGUCCCUUGAACUUGCUUACCCUAUUCAAGCAAAAAAAACUUCGCAUAACUGGACCCCGGAUAACUAGGACGCCCGCUAUGUAAUACAAUUUUUCUCGGUCCCUUGAGGCAAAAACUUCGGAUAAGUGAGACAUGUAAUGGAAUGACUUCAUAUUUUUUUUACUUGAAACAGAAGACAUUGCAUUGAUUUUAAUGAAAAACUUGUCAACAAAUCUAUUCUACACAUUAGUUGUUUCUUCACGAGUGCAGUCAUGCCUCAGCUAGGUCAAAAAAGGAAGCUGGAAUCCACACCGAUAACCAAAAAGUAUGUUAUACUCAAGGAAAUUGAUAAAGGCAAGGUCUUAUAUCUGUUGCUCUUAAACAUGGAAUGUCCAAACAAACUGUUUCAAACUGGGUUAAACAGAAGAAAAAGAUUUAUGAAGCUGUUGAUUCAAAUUCGUCAACAAAGAAGAGGCAUAGAUUUAAACCGUCAACACCUUGAUGACGCUUGCUACAAAUGGCUGGUAAAUGCAAGGGCUCAGAACAUUCCUGUGUCUGCCUUGGUUUUGAAAACCAAAGCUAUUUGUUUUGCGAAAGAGCUAGGAUUGACCGACUUUAGUGCAUCAGAUAGCUGGCUUGAUCGCUGGAAGAAAAGAAAAAACGUAUCCUUCAAAACAAUAUCAGGAAAAAAUAUUAAAGAUUAUGGAAGAACAGGCUAAUUUGUUUAAAGAUGAUACUCUUAAAGGAAUUUCUUUAUCAAUAAAAAAUCUUCAACACCAAGAAACAGAAGUAAAAUCAAGUAAUCCAGAUGCAGUACAUUCAAUAACAAAAUAUAAUCCCCAUUUUAGAAAUCUUAUCAAUUUCUUAGACCUGGCUUUUUCAUUUGGAUUAAAGGACCAAAGAAAAGGUUACUGGCCAUUCAUUAAAAAGAUUGCACAUUCAUCAGUUGUUGAGAUGAUAGAAAAACAUAAAUAUGCAUCAAAUGAAAUUAAAAAAGGCUACAUUUGGCUCUUUCUAACAUUCAUCGAAGACUCCUUGGACAGUUAUUUGAAAAUGAUGACGAUGGAAACUAAAAUGAUUAAGUACUUUUAUCAAAGGUAUUCGCUGCUUCGGGAUACUGAGAGAUGCGAGAUAUUGUUUAAUUUGCUUGUUGGAAUGGAGGCACUGACAUUCUCUUUAUUAUUUGAUGAUCCUUACAUGGAUUAUGGUCAUGAUCCUGUGCUUCGCCAAGAAAAAAUAAUCAUUCGUGUGCAAGCGUUGUCACAUAAUUCACAUGAAGUACAUAAUACACAAACGCAGUUUCCAUCUCAACCAGAUGUUACCAUUUUUUCCGAUGGGGGAAAAGCUGCCAAAUAUCCUGAUCUAGUUUCAAAUAAAAAAAAUUUUCAAACAUCGGUGAGUAUAUCAGAAGAUGGAGCAGAUAUUGUGCAUCAUAGAAAACAUAAAAGUACAAAAAAGAAGAAACGUAGAACGGUCAGUGCUGGUGAUGAAUUUAAAAAUAAUGAAAGCGAUGAUCUCACUAUCUCGGUUGAAAUGGAAGAUGAUAACUUCAUCCCUGAGAUUAUAGGAUCACCAGGCUACACAGUGUGUUUACCAGAAGCUCCAAGCGAAAUUCUGAAAACUUCUGACCCAAUGUUAAAAAGCUUUUCAGAGCAAGAUGCAAACUAUACAGCAUUUUUGAAUGGUUAUGUCCAAGAUGAAGAUGUGAAAGAAAAUAAUGAAGAAAAAACAAAACCGGAAGAAUUUGAAGCAUCCAAUGAAGAUGUUGAAACAAAGCUUGAUAGAUUGAGUUUACAAGAAAGUGAAGGCUACAAGUUUACAUAUGUAUCCGAUGAUGAAAAAGAUGAGGAAGAUUAUGGUAUAUACAGAGCUGACUCGUUUGAUCGUUUCUGCCGAAGAGGAUCACCAGAUUUAGGCAGCAUUACUGAUGAACAAGGUGUUCUUGCAGAAGCGGACAAUGCAUCCUCCCCAGUUGGAGUAGCUCCUAAAAUUACAAGGGAGAAUCUGACACAUUCUCCAAUUUCUUCAUCCAUCUCAAGAUCAAGCAUUGAUAAGUUAAAUGAUGCAAGACUGGACACGAAAAGUGGAAUCUUGUUGCCUGCUCUUCCCCGAAGACCAAAUUACAAAGAAGCUACUGAGUUGAUGUGUAACGUCACUUUGGAUCAAAGUGCAAAAGUUUUAAUAUCAUUAGAAGUGUUUGAAAAUCCUACAGAAAGCCUGGUUCAGAUGUUCAUAGUUUCAAUUGGCCAUUUCGCUGGACUGAACUACACUAUGAAUUUGCUUAUCUCAAAUUUAACAAUAUAUUUAUUAAAGACGAGAGACACUGUUAAUUCUGGAUUUAUCAAUAUGUUAUCAAUUAACUUUGAUAGUGUCAAUAAAGUUCAGAUCGGUUUGAAUUAUCAAGAUAUUUUCAUAUUUCACGAUCAUGGUUGUUUACACGUUUCUACUGGGGAUGAAAUUGUGACAAGGUCUAUCGUUUCAACAAUUAAAUCUAUCAUUAAAUCUAAUCAAGAUGUUAAAGACGGAAAACAUGAAAUCAUGGCAGCUAAUACAAACAAUGAACUGGACUUAGUUAUCCAAGAUUGGAUUAUAUGCAACACAGGUGUUGAAGAACCUGAAGUUAAGCAUUUUUCUCUCAUCAAAUACUCUUUACUGUCUUCACCUAAAGGAAAAGAAAAGGUCAUGAAAGCAGGACAUGUCCAUUUCAGACAUUCGUUACUUGGAGUCAUGUCAAGAUGGGAAGUGGGAUUUUUUGCGCUAAGAGGAUAUAUACUUAAUCAUUAUUCCACCAAGAGAAAUGAUUUAAAACAUUCUUACAAUCUGAGCGUCAAAUGCGGUGGCUGUAUAAGAGCUGGGUCGGAUGAAGGAUUGUACAUAUUUAAGAUUAUCGGAAAUGAUGGUGCGACCCCUUUUCUGGAGUUAGCUGUGGAGAACGAAAACGAUGCUAAUGACUGGCUGAUGACGAUAUGUCAAGUCGUAGCUGAUGCUAAAAAUGGUCCUGAACAAAAAGCAGAACCGGGUGCUUUGAUAAAUUGUGGCCUGGUUUCUACACACGAUAAGUUGUUCUUGUUUAACCAAGAUCCAAAAUCAGGCCGUUUGUUAAUGGAAGACUCGUGUAGUAUACAAGAUGUAACACAAGUAUGUGUGGAUAAUCAAGUCAGAACACACUGUACACUAUUUAUUGACGACCACAUGGAUGAGGAAAGCAAUUCAAACAAAACAGUCUGGUUGUUCUUAUUUCCAUCAGAAUAUGAACUUGGGAAAUUUGAACAGAAGUUAUACGCUUGUUGGCAGUCUUUAUAUCAAGUGCCUUUACAGUUUGUUUUGCUGUCUGACCAAGAACUUAAGGAAACUAUAAAAAGUGUUUUAAAUUACCAAAACAAAGACCAACCAGACAUAGGACGACAGUUAUUAUUGGAGUUGACGAGUAAUUAAAUAAAAAGGGAAGUCUGGAUGAUUCGCAUUAAGUUUUAUUUUUAGUUUUAAUAAUUUUUAUGCCACUCUCUCUCCUGGCGUCUUUAAAUUGUAAAUAUAUGUUUCUCGGCUUAAUAUCGUUAUCUUAUUUUAUGAUUUUCAAGAAGAGUUUUUCGUGAGUUAUAGUAUUUCUUUGUGGUAACUUUUUUGCGACCUGUUCAGUGAUCUGAAAUAUCGUGAAAUUCUAACGAAAAUAUUUCCCACCAAAAGUAAUUGGUUUAAGAUACACUUACACAGCUUCUAUAUACAAAUGUCUUAUACAGGGAAAUACUAAGACUUUUCUCCUGAAAAAAUUUACCAAUAUUUUCAGGUCAUAAAUUACUACGGACAAAAUUAUUGAUGACAUAAAUUAUUGGGGAUUUUGCCCUAAACCGCGAUAAUAAAUGUGAGGAGUAUAAAAAGGAAGAAAAAAGCUUCUUCGCAAAAUCGAACGAAAAACCGAAAAUUGUUGGGCUAUCUUAAUAAUUUUUACCGCAAAAACAUGAUAAAGCCUUCGAUUAAUAAUAAUUGAUGUCGCAGUUAAUUUAACGGCCCUUGACUGAAAAAAUCUUAAUUAGAAAAGGUAUCUGUCUUUAGUAUGAACCACACCUAAAAGCACAAAUAAGAAUAGUUAGUAUCGUCACAGGUUCGUUCUUGUGACCCUGUUACAUAAAAUUAUUUAUUCUUGUUUUAUAUAACGAAUUUCUAGCUUUUAUUCGAAACUCGAUUUUUUAUGAAAAUAAAAAAGGCGGCCCGAAAUUAGUUUAUAAAUAUAAAUAUAUAUAUAUAUAUAUAAUUUCAUAUAUUUUUCACAUAUUUUAUAUCUUAAACACGCUGUUUAUAUUUAAUAGGUUUAUAUUGUGCAGCCUUAUUUUGAAUAUAUGUUUGUUUGUUUAUUUUUUGUUUGUUUGUUCGUUACAACAAUAUAUUAUGUAUUCUGUUCUCCAUUUUUUUGUAAUCAAAUAAAUUCAUGUUUUUACCAAGAA
Molecule: messenger RNA, 6973 nt
Organism: Hydractinia symbiolongicarpus
Lineage: Eukaryota; Metazoa; Cnidaria; Hydrozoa; Anthoathecata; Hydractiniidae
Exons: 29
Coding region: 3237-5969 (910 amino acids)
Biological process (GO): lysosome localization; Golgi organization; regulation of protein localization
Cellular component (GO): endosome membrane
Molecular function (GO): kinesin binding
Source: RefSeq, a predicted model, not a curated record